Molecule: messenger RNA, 8490 nt
Organism: Cynoglossus semilaevis (tongue sole)
Lineage: Eukaryota; Metazoa; Chordata; Actinopteri; Pleuronectiformes; Cynoglossidae
Gene: col4a6
Product: collagen, type IV, alpha 6
Exons: 55
Coding region: 1063-6192 (1709 amino acids)
Biological process (GO): extracellular matrix organization
Cellular component (GO): collagen trimer
Molecular function (GO): extracellular matrix structural constituent conferring tensile strength
Source: RefSeq, a predicted model, not a curated record
UUGUGAAAAGCCUCAUCAGUGGUUCUAACGUCCUGGCUCAGCUGUGUCUCAUUACAUUAGUUCUUCACACUAGUUAUACUCUCUGACUUCUUCUUCAUCUCGUCUUGGAUUGUUUUUUACACAGAUGUGCCUUACCUUCACUAAAGACUCACAGGAGAACCAGGAUAACCUUGGUCACCUCUGGGUCCUGGAGGUCCUGGAUCACCCUGGAGAAAAUAACCAAAAGGAACCCCUGGUAAACCAGGUAACCCCACGGCUCCUUUUUCUCCAAACUGAUUGGUGGAGAUGAUGUCACCUGGGUCGCCCUGUGGACCAAUGAAGAAAAGACCAAUGAAUUUUCCAGACUGUCCUGGAAUUCCUCCUGCUCCUGGAAAACCACGUUCACCCUGGGCACAGAACGCAAGGGAAAUAAAUUAGGUUCCCAUGACAAAAUCCAUCCAUCCAACUGACCGACCGACCAUCCAUCCAUCCAACCAACCAACCAUCCAUCCAACCGACCAUCCAUCCAUCCAUCCAUCUAUCUAUGUAUCCAUGUAUCUGUGGUCCAGCCGGCCGACCAUUGUUCACCAAAGCAGGAGCAGUAGAAAGGAGGAGUGGCUGGUGGAGAAGGUGAGAGAAGGUAUAUGAUGGAGGACUUCAUACUCAAUGAACAUGGAGUCAACAGGGACUUUGUGCAGUGAGUCAACCAAAGAGCCGCUCGUGUUCGACUGAGGUGAGGAAUCCUUCCUCAAAGUUGGACUGGAACAGAUUUCCUCCCGACUGACUUUCUGCUCAGACCUGUCAACGUGCGUGUGCGCUUGCGGGGCACGCGCACGCCCAGGCUCCUCCUCCUGCUCAGCCCCGCUGCUGCUGCUGCAGGAGAACAGUCUGAAGCUGCACAGGCUGGAGGCACAGCGGCAGCAGCCACCUUUCAGCGCUGCGCAGACUUUUGAUCACCCACAGCUUGAGGUCCGGGUCGGCUUUUGGAGCCGUCGAUGAGCGCGUUUGAGGAGACCUGCAGCUGAAGAAGAAGAGUCGGAGGUUCGACCUGUGCGUCAGCGCGUCAAACUCUGACGCGGAAAAAUGAGAGUCCUUGUGUGUGCGGUGGCUGUGGCGGUUCUGCUGCUCGGACCUGUUCACGCAGGCACAGAUUUGAAUGAGCCGUGCGCUGGUGAGGACUGCAGUCGAGGAUGUAAGUGCCGCCCAGAGAAGGGCAGCAGGGGCCGUCCUGGACUUCUGGGUGAAGUUGGUCCAAGUGGAGCUGAGGGGCCCCGUGGCAGCACAGGCCCUCAUGGACCUAAAGGAGAGAAGGGACACGUUGGACUGAAGGGACCAUCUGGUCCCAAAGGAGACAAAGGACCGAUGGGAGUUCCUGGGUUCCAAGGAACCGACGGAGUGCCAGGUCAUCCAGGUCAGCCUGGAGGUCGAGGUCCAGCUGGACUGGACGGCUGUAAUGGUACCAGAGGAGAACCUGGAGAUCCAGGAUUUGGUAUUGGACCACCGGGGUUCCCUGGAGCAGCUGGGCCGAUUGGGCCAAAGGGCCAGAAGGGGGAGCCACGAUACAUUUCUGGCAGCAACAUCAUAGGUUAUCCUGGUGUUCCAGGAACGGACGGGUACCCCGGUAUCAGAGGUCCAGACGGUCCUAUUGGUCAGCCUGGUCCAAGAGGACCUGAGGGAUACCCUGGUCCAUCUGGUCCUCCCGGCCCCCCAGGACCAAUGGGGAGUUCCAGUGACGGAUAUCUGGGAGAGAAAGGAGACAAGGGCGAUGUUGGACUUCCUGGACCAAGUGGAACCCCCGGGGACGGGUCACUGACAAGUGAACAAACACUGACUAUCUACAAAGGAGACAAGGGGGAACCUGGUCCCAAAGGAGUCCGAGGACUAGCGGGGAAUCCAGGAGCACCUGGACCUUUUGGAUAUCGUGGUGAAUAUGGGGAGAAGGGGAUUCCUGGAUAUCCUGGUGCCAGAGGUUUCCCAGGAUUCAACGGCCCGCCCGGCGCUCUAGGAAGUCAGGGGCUCGUAGGGAAUCCUGGUUUCCCUGGUCAGCCGGGAUACAUCGGACCAAAGGGAGACCAGGGAGACCCGGGACCACCAGGACCGCCCACCUAUGUUAAUGAGCUUGGCACCUCUGUCCAAGGACAACAAGGUGAUCCAGGUCUCAGUGGUCUUCCUGGGACACCAGGAGACCAGGGGUAUCCCGGUCUACCAGGACCUCCAGGUGUACCAGGAUCGGUUUUGGAUCCCUCAGGUCGUGGUGGUUCUCCAGGGCUUCCUGGACUUCCAGGUCCAAAGGGAGAGAAGGGAAACCAGGGAGGAACAUCAUAUGGUGCUGAAGGAUCUCCUGGAUCCCCUGGACUGCCUGGACCCAUCGGACCUCCUGGACUGCCAGGACCUUCAAGCACGAGUGAACCCUGCGUCAUCAUCCCUGCCUUGCCCAAAGGCAGCAUCACUAGCUCUUCCGGAGAACCUGGUUUACCAGGACCUAGAGGACCACCAGGAAACAAAGGAUACAAUGGUUACAGAGGGGACCCUGGUGACUGUGCCUGCCUGGGGGGUGGAGUCUCAGGACAGACUGGUAUAGUCGGACCCCCUGGAGUUGACGGGAAUCCUGGUUAUCCAGGAUCGAAGGGAGAGCGUGGUGAUACAGGGACCCCGGGAUUCAACGGCCCCCAGGGUCCAGCGGGUCGUCAUGGUAACCCAGGUGCGUUUGGACGUAAAGGAGAGAAGGGGGCUCCAUACUACCCCCACCUGGGUCUGACAGUGAAGGGCGAGCGUGGAAAUCCAGGACUCAGGGGACCCAACGGUGAAACAGGAAAACCAGGCAGAGAUGGACUUCCUGGAUUCCCAGGAUCCCCCGGGGCUCCAGGUGAUGCUGGAUAUGGCACACAGGGAGAGAAGGGAUUCCCAGGGUUUCCGGGUCCUAAGGGUCGUUCUGGUGGUCCUGGCGAGCCUGGACCUGGUUACAGUGGAACCCCAGGUUUCCGUGGAGAACCAGGAGAGCCUGGUAUUCCUGGAUUACCAGGAACGCCGGGUUUGCCGGGUCCCAAAGGUGAAAACAGCUGUGCAGGGCUUAAUGACGGCGCAGAGGGAACGGGCCAAGUGCUACCGUGCAUCAUCCCGGGUGAGAUUGGAGACCCUGGCUUCCCUGGAAUACCUGGAAGACCAGGACCCAAAGGUCGUCCAGGUGUUCCUGGAGAUUCAGGAGGUCCAGGAUAUGACGGAGCCAAGGGAGAGAGAGGAGAACCUGGAUUUGGAGGUCAACCAGGACCACAAGGUUUUCCUGGACCCAGAGGAGAUCCUGGAGUUCCAGGUAUCCCAGGACAGGGCUAUGAUGGAGGCAGAGGUAAGGAUGGUAUCCCUGGACGUCCUGGAGCUAAAGGCCAACCUGGAGAGGUACUGGGAGCGACACCCGGCUCCCCAGGAGGCAACGGCUUUCCUGGAAUUCAGGGAGACAAAGGACAGCCUGGAACACCAGGAGGACCUGGAUCACCUGGUUUUGACGGGCGCUCAGGUGUUCCUGGGUUAAAAGGAGAGCGGGGAGUUGAUGGACUUCCUGGUUUUCCUGGACUUCCUGGACUUCCGGGUGACCCAAAUGGGGGUAUCCCUGGUCAGCCUGGAGCUCCUGGAGCAAAGGGACGGAGCGGAUCGUCAGGCUGUCCAGGCUCUCCCGGACAAAAAGGUAAAAGAGGAGAUCCAGGAUUCCCAGGACCUGCCGGCAUGAAGGGAACCCCUGGACUGCCAGGAACUCCUGGAUCCCAUGGACAAAGGGGUCCCCCUGGGCGUCCAGGACCAGGAACAAGAGAUGGAAUACCAGGAAUACCAGGAAUCAAGGGUGAGAGAGGUUUCCCAGGUCUAACGGGAUUCCCCGGAAUCUCGGGCCGACCUGGCAGUCCAGGCUUUCCAGGAGGAAAAGGACUUCCUGGUGAACCUGGAAGGGGUGGAUAUUCUGGUGGACCUGGAUAUCCUGGACAGAAAGGCGACAGAGGAGUUCCUGGACCUCCAGGUUCAUCUCCAAGUGUUCCUCACUCAAUCUUGGGAGAUAAGGGAGAAUCAGGAAUCCCUGGAGGCAGUGGCCUUCCAGGCUUUCCAGGUCCUCGAGGGGACAAAGGUCUACCAGGUCUCCCUGGUCACCCAGGUCUACCUGGACUUCCUGGUUUAGCAGAGCAGAGCAAAGGACAGAGGGGAGAUCCUGGAAUUCCAGGACAGCCAGGAGCUCCAGGCUACCCUGGACCUAAGGGAGAAGCUGGAAUUAUGGGAUUCCCUGGCAUGUCAGGCGCACGGGGUAAUGACGGCACACCUGGUUUUCCUGGUAAUCCUGGAGAGCCUGGAAGACCUGGUGGGAAAGGUUUACCUGGAGACUCUUAUGGUUAUCCCGGUGGUCCUGGUGCUAAAGGUCUCCAGGGAGAUUCCGGUAUUCCAGGUGGUCGAGGUUACGAUGGUGGCCCUGGAGACAAUGGCUAUUCAGGAAGUCCGGGACUUCGUGGCACAAAAGGAACACCUGGUGAACCUGGAAGACCUGGAAUAACAGGUUCCUCUGGUUUCCCUGGACCAAAGGGACAGAAUGGAUACCCAGGUAGAAGAGGAGCAGAUGGGUCUCCUGGUGUACCAGGUGGUCCUGGAGGAUCUGGAGCUAAAGGUUUGCCUGGAUCUCCUGGUUUGGAUGGGCUCAAUGGUCUUGCUGGACCUAAAGGUCUCCCUGGAACUCCAGGUGGGAGUCUUGGAGGUCGUCCAGGUGCCAAUGGUAUUCCUGGGCUGAAGGGAGAGAGGGGAUACUCCUACCCAGGAAUACCUGGAAUCCCCGGAGGCAAGGGAGAGCCGGGAGACCAAGGUGGUCCUGGACUUCCAGGAUUCCCUGGUAGGCCUGGACCUCCUGGUGAGUCUGUGGGGUCCAAUAUUCCUGGACCUACAGGAAAUCCUGGUCUUCCUGGAUUGGACGGAGAAUAUGGUUUUCGUGGUCCACCAGGACCACCAGGACCACCUGGUCCAGGUACAGCACAGGGAGACAGAGGUGAUCCUGGGCUUCCAGGCUUCCCUGGAGCUCCUGGUAGGAAAGGUGAAUCGGGACUCCCUGGAGGUCCGGGGUCUUCUGGUCUUUUUGGUAGCAAAGGAGAACGUGGUGAGCCUGGUUACAGUGGUGGUCCGGGUCAGAAAGGUUUCUCUGGUGAUCAAGGUUACUAUGGAAACAAAGGACCCAAGGGUUUGCGAGGUCCUCCUGGUCGUAAAGGUCUUCCCGGAGUCUUGGUGCCGGGUGAUCGUUUAACAAGACCACAUUUCGGAGAUGUGGGUUUUCCUGGUGCUCUUGGACGACCUGGUUCUCCAGGUGAACCAGGCCAAUCUGGAACACCUGGACAGCCAGGUCCUAAAGGUCGCUUUGGUUCUGUGGGUAAACUGGGUCGUAGUGGACCUCCUGGUCCUGGUGGGUUUAUUGGUGAUGCUGGACCGCCUGGUUUUCCUGGACCCCCUGGAGAACAAGGACUUCCCGGUGCAUCUGGUCGUCCUGGUAUUCCCGGUGGUGUUGGUCGCAGCUCCAGCGUCGGCUACACUCUGGUGAAGCACAGCCAGAAUUCCCAGAUUCCCAUGUGCCCACAAGGCAUGGCCAAGUUGUGGGACGGAUUCAGUCUGCUGUAUGUGGAGGGACAGGAGAAGGCUCACAACCAGGAUCUGGGUCAACCCGGAUCCUGCCUCCCCCGCUUCAGUACCGUCCCCUUCCUCUACUGCUCGCCCAACAACAUCUGCUACUACGCCAGUCGCAAUGACAAAUCCUACUGGCUCUCCACCACCGCUCCCAUUCCCAUGAUGCCUGUGGCCGAUGACCAAAUCCGACCCUACAUCAGCAGGUGUUCUGUUUGUGAGGCUCCAUCUCACGCUGUUGCCGUCCACAGUCAGGACACCAACAUUCCCACCUGUCCACCAGGAUGGAGGAGCCUCUGGAUCGGAUACUCCUUCUUGAUGCACACAGCAGCGGGGUCGGAGGGCGGAGGUCAAUCCCUGGUCUCUCCCGGAUCCUGUCUGGAAGAUUUCCGUGCCACGCCAUUCAUCGAGUGCAACGGCGCCAAGGGCACCUGCCACUACUUCGCCAACAAGUACAGCUUCUGGCUGACCACCGUGGAUCCCGCUCAGGAGUUCCUGUACUCGCCGAUACAGGAGACACUGAAGGGAGGCCAGGAGAGAUUCAAAGUCAGCCGCUGCCAGGUCUGCAGCAAGCUCUUGUAGGAGGAAAGAUCAGGAAACACUUGAUGGAGAGAGAACACACCGAGAGAUGGAACGUGAACCACAGACUCUCGCUUCACUCCACACCCUCAAAGUUUAUCUUCUACUUUUUAUCCCAGUUUUAGGAAUGAAUUUCUGAUUGAGUAGAGGAGUUGGGCAGAGAAGGAGACCCGCUCCUCUCUAGAUUAUCACUGACAAUGGUGCUAUUGUUGUUGUUUUUGUUUUCUGUCUUCUCUUCACUCUGAUUACUGGUCUUUUAUUUAGUGAAAUUCAUUCUCGGCUACCUCUGUGAGAGAAAUGAGUGUGGGGGAGGAGGGAGAGGAGAGAGGGAAGGCUUCAAUCAGAUCCUAGAUCCAGAUAAUUCAGCUGGCUCAGAUCUGGAUAAAGGGAUAGUUUAGGAUUUUUUUUUAAACAAGGCUAGAGUAAAUGUCUCCACAUACUAUAGAGGAAUGUCAAACAUCUGACUGUGCUGGACAGUCGUUGUGUCAACCUUACAGGUGAGACAGUCAAAGAAAUCCACUUUAGACCAACAGGUAACUGUUUCAUUCAGACCACUAACUCUCAGUGAUUUAGCUCACAGAGAUACAACAGUUGUUGAUCCAUUGCUUCUUCCAUCACUCCAGGUCAAAUGCGUUGUUUUGUGACUUUGUUUAGAUUUACCUCAGUGACGCAGACUGACAACAGGAGGCAGCAGUGGACCAGCUGCUCCUGUGUCUCUGUGGACCUUGGUCUGAUAAGCACGAUUGGGCUACAGACCUCGGUUUCCAGGAUUCUUCCAUCAGUGACGUUCCUUUGUGUCAUUUUGUGAUAUCAGUGUUGUUGUUUUUUUAUUUACAAUAAUGACACAGUGGACACUGAUGGAUGCAGCAGAGAGUUAUGUUGAGACCUGGGACCACAAAGGUCACUGACCUGUACAGUCACAUGGUAAAAAAUCCUGUACUAUCUCUUUAAUGUCCCACAUAUUCAAACAAUAUUCAACCAGUGUGUAUAGUUUAGUUGUCAGGAGGGCAAGUUAUGAACCAGGGGUUAAAAUUCACUCAUGCAGCAGAUGUUUAUAGUACACAAUAUAUAACAAACAAUUUCAACAAACGAAGGCCUGCAACCAAUGUUGUUAAAAAUUGCACUGACGUGACCUGUCACGAUCCGGACACACAAACAAACGGAGUAAUUCAGACAAACAACCACCAGAGGGCAGAGUUGUUUUUGUUUGUUUUUAACCAACGUUAAAAUUAAAGUUAAACCCUCACCCCUCAUCCAUAUAAAAAACAGGAAAUACACACACACAAACAAACGCACGCCCAUGGUUGCUGUACAAAUAGCUUCCUGCGUUAACGCUAACAUAAAAAGGCCGUUAUGCUAUUGUUUCUGUUUUUUCUUUUUCUUUUCUCCUUUCAGUCCAAGCGUCUCUUCACUGUCAUUGGAUUGAAGUACAAAAAAUGGUGAUUUCCUAAGUCUGAGAAGUCACUUGGUGUUUUUGGAUUUGUUGGUGGUUAGGUAGUUGGAGCUCAAAAGUCAGAGUUGAGAAAUAAUUGGUUUUCAUUAUUGAGCCUAAAAAGUCACUAAAUCAAGUCAGAUUUUCUAAGUACUCAUUUGUGUUUUCUUUUCUUCUAGUUAGAUCAUUUAAACUUUAGUUUAACAAUUCCUCAACAACAAGUCAUUUUAGGCAAUUAUUUUACACGUUUUUGCUUCUAAGUCAGACAUUUUUGCCGAGAAGUUUUUCUUUUUCUUCUCAGCAUAUCGUCACAUUUUAAGUAACUUCAAACCUUGGGUUCAUGUUUCAUCAUUUUUCAUCCUUGGAUGGUGAAAGACCUUCGGACGAAUUGUAACCACUAUGCCUUCUGCUGGUAGCCCUGAUUGUAACGUAAAACUUUUGUGGGGUUUUUUUUCUCUUGUUCCACACAUGAUUUUGUCUGCGUUUCUUGUUUUGUUUUUUUUUUUGUUUUUUUUUUUUGUUUUUUUUUUGUAAUCUAGAUUGUAAUUAUUUUUACUUCAGUCAUGAAUAAUAUCCCGUGGUUUUAUUUACUGAAAUGGGAGAGGACUGGGGAAACUAUGAUUGUGUACAUUAAAAUAUAAUAAAAAUGGCUAUGAUGUUUUAUAUGGAAAAAUAUAUUCACAGCUGAUGGUUGUAUUUUUGUUGUUUGUUCACAAUUUAAACCUGUUAUUAAAGUGCCUACAGGGACAGAGAAAAUGCAGUUUUUCCUCAAAGAGGACUUUAAAGACAAAAUGACAUAAAAACACCAAUGUUGCAGAAAUAUGUAUUUUGUGCUCACACACUCGGAAAUAAAAUUUGAGAAGUAACAA